AUGGAGGAGUAUUUCCGGAUAUCCGAUAGAACAAGGACUCUAGAGCAUCAAUAUACAGAUCUUCUUACCAGAAGACUGAGGUUUGAAACCUUGCUGGUUGAAGAGGACUACAGCAACCUUCUUGCAGCUCAUGAGGAGUUUAUUUCGAAGGCAAAGACCUCCGAAGACAACUAUAAGGAGCAAAUAGAUGGCCUAAAGGCUAUGGUCGACCAGCUCAACCAUGAUAUGGCAGAAAGAGAAGACAACAUAAGGAGACUUAUGGAAGAAAAUAUUAAUUUGGUAAGUAUGGUUCAAAGGCUUGAGGAAAAAAGCAAGGAAGAUCAAGGAGUAAGAAAGGGGCUAAACGAGCUAGUAGAAGACAGGUUGUGGGAAGCUCAAGACUUUAAAAAAAUGGAUGAGAUGCACAGAAUUGUUAAGUCCGUCGAGGACGAGCUACGAAGCAACCUAAGCAAACUUCAGGAAGAUUGUAUUCGAUACAGAGGGGAUACAGAAAGAAUGAGCUCUGAAAUAGAGAAGCUGAAGCUAAAGAAUGCCGAACACAUAGAAAAGAUGAAGGAGAUCAAGGAAAGCAGGUCCGUCCUUGAAGAUAAAAUGAAAAAACUAGAGGAAGAGAAUAACAGACUUAUGAGGGAGAACAUUCAUUCUGAUGAGCUUCGAAGAUUUAUAAGUGAGAAAGAUGAGAUUAUAUCUGCAUUAAAAGAAAACAUGAGGCAGAAGUCAGAGGUAAUUGAAAUGCAGAAGAAAAUGAUUGCGAGUUCUCCAAAAGAGAGCAGGGUUGUUUUGAGCAAUGACGUCUACAAUGUGUUUGAAGAGGACCUUAAGGCUGAGGAGAGUGACGGAGAGCUAGAACUAGGAGAUGGAUAUGGCACUAAGGAGCAGCUUUGGAAUGACAUCUCCUCUCAGCCCAAGCCUGUAGGAAAGAGUGCUAAAAGCUUGGGAUCUGGAAGAAAGAAGACGGCGGCCCCUAAAAGAGAAAAGACAAGAAAAGUUCCUCCAAAACUUACAGCAACCAUAGAUAGAAGUAAUGCCAGAGAAAAUGCAGACAAUAAGAUUUCUGGCAAAUUACUAGACAUCCAGGAAGCCCCAAAGGCUUCGGAGCCAUCCAAAAAACUAUUUACUCCGGGAUUUUUGCUUAAGCCUGAAAACUCCUCAUACUUUGCAGACUUAACAUUCAACAACUCAAGUCCAAUUAUAAAGAAGGACCAGCCUAAUCUUCCCAAGAAGAGGUAG
This is a messenger RNA of Encephalitozoon intestinalis ATCC 50506, 1230 nucleotides long. RefSeq lists its product as uncharacterized. The coding region runs from base 1 to 1230 and encodes 409 amino acids. NCBI's taxonomy places the organism in Eukaryota, Fungi, Microsporidia, Unikaryonidae. The transcript has a single exon. The record is from RefSeq and is a predicted model, not a curated record.